Molecule: messenger RNA, 4263 nt
Organism: Panonychus citri (citrus red mite)
Lineage: Eukaryota; Metazoa; Arthropoda; Arachnida; Trombidiformes; Tetranychidae
Product: suppressor of hairless protein-like
Exons: 10
Coding region: 411-3464 (1017 amino acids)
Biological process (GO): regulation of transcription by RNA polymerase II
Cellular component (GO): nucleus
Molecular function (GO): DNA-binding transcription activator activity, RNA polymerase II-specific; RNA polymerase II cis-regulatory region sequence-specific DNA binding
Source: RefSeq, a predicted model, not a curated record
GAGAUAGUAAACAUGAAAGAGCAGACAUAACGAGGGAGAUUGAGCAAGAGAAAGAGAGAGAAGGAGGGAGAAAAGAUUAGAAGGAAGAUAAUGUUUGAAGACAUGAGAAGAUAUUAUUUUUUUAGUUCUUCUUCUCCUUCGGCUUUAAUGUUUUUCCAUCAUCAUAAUCAUUCUCGUACUCGUAGCCAUCAUCCUCCCUCAUCAUCAGUGUGAAAAAAAGCUUAAUGAUUUCAUUUGAUAAUAUUUACUAAUAACCAAUAGAGCCUUUUGUUUAUCUUUAAGUGUAUCAUCAUAUGAUACAAUCCAAUGUUUUGAUCUCGUUUCUGUGUCUUGUGUUCAUAUUUUGGAUUUAAAAUUGAUUGUUUCCAUUAAUUUGCAAAGUUUAAUUGCAAAUUGCAAGUUUAAUUUUAAUGAUACCAAAUCACUCGUCAUCUUCUCCAUCUUCAUCCUCAUCCUCAUCAAAUAGUGCUAAUCAUCUUCACCAUCAUCAGCACAAUGGUACACCAGGUCCACUACCACCCCCACCUCCACAACAUUUAACUCAACCAUUGUCUCUUCAACAAUCGCCCUCAAGUCCACCCUCUUCGUUACAUUCGCCAAUAACAACGCCAACGUCCAUUAUAUCGAUGGACGAAUCCACAAGACUUCGUCGGUGGGAGGCACAGUUAGCAAAAGAAUCGACGAGAGAAACAAUGAGACAAUAUAUUCGUGAGCGUAAAGAGAUGAAAAUAGUUAUAUUACAUGCAAAGGUCGCCCAAAAAUCUUAUGGAAACGAGAAGCGAUUCUUUUGUCCACCUCCAUGUAUUUACCUCUAUGGUCAAGGUUGGUCACAUAGACAACAGCAAAUGAUACAAGCUGGACAAUCAGAAUCAUCAACACAAAUUUGUGCCUUCAUCGGAAUCGGUAAUUCAGACCAAGAAAUGCAACAAUUAGAUUUCAAUGGAAAGAACUUUUGUGCAGCCAAAACUCUGUAUAUAAGUGAUUCAGAUAAACGAAAACAUUUCAUGUUAUCGGUGAAAAUGUUUUAUGCAAAUGCCGACGAUAUUGGUGUUUUCUAUUCCAAACGGAUUAAGGUCAUUUCCAAACCCUCCAAGAAGAAACAAUCACUUAAGAAUGCAGAUUUGUGUAUAGCAUCGGGAACAAAAGUAGCCUUGUUCAAUCGACUUCGAUCUCAAACAGUCUCAACUCGUUAUCUUCAUGUUGAAAACAAUAAUUUUCAUGCGAGUUCAUCUCAAUGGGGAGCAUUUACAAUUCAUUUGGUUGAUGAAAAUGAACCAGAUACCAAAGAGUCAUAUAGAGAUGGUUAUAUUCAUUAUGGAUCAACAGUUAAACUUGUUUGCUCUGUAACUGGAAUGUCCUUGCCAAGGCUGGUAAUUCGUAAGGUAGACAAGCAGAAUGCUCUAUUAGAUGCCGAUGAUCCAGUUUCCCAAUUACAUAAAUGUGCCUUUUACAUGAAAGAUACCGAGAGAAUGUAUCUCUGUUUAUCUCAGGAAAGGAUAAUCCAAUUCCAGGCAACACCCUGUCCAAAGGAACCAAACAAAGAAGUGAUCACUGAUGGUGCUUCAUGGACAAUAAUUAGCACCGAUAAAGCUGAAUACACUUUUACGCAUGGGAAUAUUUUACCCGGAGGCUUAGGAAGUGGUCCAGUUAGUCCUGUUCCAAUAGUUCACAAUUUAAAUCUCAAUGGAAAUGGAGCAACAGCAAAUGGAGGGAAUAAUAAUAAUACUGAUGUCACCAUGUUGGAAUUGACUGGAGAAAAUUUCACCGAAAAUUUGAAAGUUUGGUUCGCUGAUGUAGAGACUGAAACAUUUUUCAGAUGUCAAGAGUCACUUCUAUGUGUAGUUCCACACGUAUCAGAGUUUCGAGAAGGUUGGGAAUGGGUUCGUUAUCCAAUCACCAUUGACGUUAAUCUGGUUCGUGAUGAUGGUGUUAUUUAUUCAACAGGUUUCACCUUCACUUAUACACCUGAAUCCGGGCCCAGAUCUUUUUCCCAUAAUCCUCAUCAUCCUCCACUUCAUGUCCACCAUGCUGCUCAUCAACACCAUCUUCACCAUCAACAACAACAACAACAACAACAACAACAACAACAACAACAGCAGCAGCAGCAACAACAACUACAACAACAUUCAACAUCCCAAAACCAUCACAAUUUAUCACCUCAUCAUCAUCCCUCUCUAACACAUCAUCCAACAACCACCAAUCAUUCACACCCUCAUCCUAAUCAUACUCAUCACAAUGUUAAUCCUUAUCAACAUCACACUCAUAAUCCCAACAACGGACUUCACCUUCCACACCAUCAUCCUCUUCAUCAUCCAUUAACACCACCACAACACCACCCUCACCAUCUAACAGAACUGGACCCAUUAUUGUCACCAAUACCUUUCAUUAACCAUCACCCUCAUCACAAUGGAGUAUAUCAUAACUAUUCACCAUCAUCUCACCUAACAACUCUCCAUCCCUUAGACCAACAAUCACUCCACCAACAACAACAACAACAACAACAACAUUCCCAUGGUCAUCCUGCCUCUCUACAACAACAACAACCUCAAUCAAUUAACCCUCAACCAACAGAAACACCGCCAAGUUCAUUGAUUACAAAUCAACAUCUACCUGAAAAUACUCUCGAUGGGCAUGUACAUUCAUUAGAGCAUCAACAUCACCAGCAACUCCAAUCCCCAGGUCAACUUCAUGGUAAUCAUCAGAAUCAUUCACAACAUUCACCACCCACUGAACAUCAACGAGCUCAAGAUCAACAACAACAACAACAGGGUAAUCACAUUUCACCACAACAAACUAAUCAAGUUAAUCAACAGUUAUCACAAUCACAAUCACAACAACCACAACCUCAACCUCAACCUUCAGGAAGCCCACCAUUGAUUCAAAAUCAACAUUUACCGGAAAAUACUCUCGAUGGACAUGUUCAUCCAUUGGAACAGCAACAAACACACCAACAACAUCACUCACAACUUCAAUCUCCAGGUCAACAUCAUCAAAAUCAUCAAAAUCAUUCACAGCAACAACAUUCACCAUCAUCAUCAUCUGAUCAUCAACGAGCUCAAGAGCAACAACAACAACAAGGAAAUCACAUUUCUCCUCAACAAACUCAAUCUAAUCAAGUUAAUCAUCAAACACAACAACAACAACAACAUUCACAACAACAACUUCAUCAUUUGCAGUCAUUAAAUUCACCACCACCUCCAUCAAUACCACCAGAGUCUUUACUGGCUCAUCAUCAUCAUCAAUUAACAAAUCAUACACCAAAUCACUUAAAUCCCACUAAUCAUCAUUUAAAUCAUACACAUUCAAUGACCACAAUGAUGACCAGACUUGAAUCAAGUGACAAUUUAAGAUCACCAAGUUUACAUCAUCUACAAAGAUCAACUCAUCGAUCUCAUCCCUAUUAUGUACCUGGACAUGGUCCACCCCCGACUCAUCACUCUCAACCUCAUCUUCAAGCUCUUUAACCUUAAUUAUUUUGUCAAAUUAAUACUUAGAAUAGAAUUAACUUUUAGCUUAUUGAUUAAAGGACAAGAAAUUAAUUUAACAACAAUUUAAAUAGUUAGACUAAUGAUAGUUGUAUGUAAUUAACUAUUUAUAUAUCUCAUGAUAUCUGAAAAGAAAUGUAUUUCCAAAUUCCCGAUAUGAAUACUCAAAACAAAUCAUCAAGAAAAACAAAAUCAUAUAUUGAUUGUUAAUUGAUUCUAAUUUCAGAUAUUAUUAUUAUUAUUAUUAUUAUUAUCAUUUGGAAACAAAUUGGAGUCAAAUUGGAAUCUUAAUUGUUAAUCAAUCUAAAAUCAUAUUUUAAUUGUAACUUGAAUUUCCAACACAAUGACAAACAAAAAGAUUUGAUUAUAAUCAACUAAUUGUCACUUGAUCUUAUCAAGUUAAUCAACUUCACUGCUCAAUAUACACAAAAUUGAUUGUAAUAUUAGAAUUAACAAAAACAAAACAAAUCAAUUAAAUUUGCCGGAGAAGUGCAAUCAACAAUUAAAUUUGAUCGUAAAUCAAUUCUUUUAUUUUCUUAUGAGAUUAUUAAUCGUUUUCUUAUAAUAAUUUCAAGUUCCAGAAACUCUCUAUUCCUUUCCAGAUUAACUGAUCAUAAAUUCUGAAAGUUGUGGUGUUUUCAUCAAUCGUGAUGAACUUUUGCCGGACCAAAUGAACGCUGAUAACUUUGGAACUUGAUAAUUGAAAUAUAAUAGAAUAGUGAAUAGUUAAAACAGUCACCCGAAGGUGGAAGGUCACUUACUGCACUCGAAGAAAUGG